Molecule: messenger RNA, 1368 nt
Organism: Mercenaria mercenaria
Lineage: Eukaryota; Metazoa; Mollusca; Bivalvia; Venerida; Veneridae
Product: three-prime repair exonuclease 1-like
Exons: 3
Coding region: 139-993 (284 amino acids)
Biological process (GO): DNA catabolic process
Cellular component (GO): cytoplasm
Molecular function (GO): 3'-5'-DNA exonuclease activity; nucleic acid binding
Source: RefSeq, a predicted model, not a curated record
CACCCGUAAUAUAAUUAGAUAGAUAGAUAGUUUAUUAAUACAAUACAUGUCUACUAAGUUUCAUUUUGAAUUUUUGAAAAAUCGUUUUGAUCAGGAAGAUAAAGUGACAGCCAUUUUACGAGAUCAUUCUUGACUGCAAUGAGGAGGUUGGGUGUACGUUUUGAAGAUCUUGCCGAGGAACAUGGUGAUAUCCAAACUUUCGUUUUUCUCGAUUUCGAGACUACUGGUUUGCUUCAUGAAGAAGCAAAAGUUACUGAGAUGUGCUUACUGGCUGUUACCGAAAGGGACUUAAUGGAAACAAGGUUCCCGAGGGUAACAAACAAGCUCACACUCUGCUUUAAUCCUGGAAAGUCUUUAACACCUAAGGCGAUGGAACUGUCAGGACUUACCAUUGACAUGCUGAAUGAACAAAAAACAAUGACGUCACAGAGUGUUGAUCUAAUCAACGCCUUCCUUAGUCAUCUGCAAGAGCCUGUUUGUUUACUAGCGCAUUAUGGCGAUAAAUUUGAUUUCCCCUUGUUAAUGUCCGAGCUUUAUGCCAUCAACCAGGCAGACGCCUUGAAAGAGGCACUUCUUUGUGCCGAUACAUGGGAAGCGUUUAAAUCUUUACACGAUUUGCCGUCGGCAGCCGGAAGUUCAGGCAGUCGUCCAGAAAAAAGGAAAUCGGAAACUUCAACCAGUUAUUCCGACACACCUCCAUUGAAGAAAUCUAAAAGUCUUCCAAUAGGCACUAAAGGGACAUCAAAGGCUGUAAACAAACAAGCCACCAAAAAGGCAGUUCCGAAGAUGGAGAAAUCUGCUUCAAUACCGAUUAAGUCGUUCAAACUUGAAGAUCUUUACUUCAGGGUCUUCGGGGAAAUGCCUGAAAAGAGUCACACAGCCGAAGGCGACUGCGUCACUUUGCUUAAGAUCGCCCAGCAUUCACCGGGAUUUAUUCGCUGGGUUAAUAGGAACUCUGUAAAGUUUUCAACAAUUAGCCCGGCAGACACAUAAGACUUUUUAUCCUUUUCCAUCAUAAUCUACCAACUGUGUGCUAGAUCCUCAUUAGUAUGUUGCCUUUAAAUACAUAUAUGCUAUUAUAUAGAGCUUUUUUUAUAUACAUUUUGUGCUUUAAUAUUUCAAAAGAGAACUGUAUGGACAUGUACAAUUGUACAUUGUAAUGUUAAACAGAAGAACACUGUUCGGCUUAAAACUGAAAAUAACACAUGUAUACACAAUGCUAUCAGUUUUGUUAUAACUUCCCGCAUAUCAUUGACAAAACUAUGUACAUCUUAUAUCAGCUUUCCUCGCACAAACUGUAUUUACGAAUUGAUAGUGUGUUAUCUUUCAAGCUUUAUGUUCUUAAACACAUGUAGUUAUUAAAAUUUA